Messenger RNA from Rhodotorula toruloides NP11, 588 nucleotides. Its product is annotated as DUF985 and Cupin, RmlC-type domain protein. Gene Ontology annotation, cellular component: intracellular anatomical structure. The record is from RefSeq and is a predicted model, not a curated record. The coding region runs from base 1 to 588 and encodes 195 amino acids. NCBI's taxonomy places the organism in Eukaryota, Fungi, Basidiomycota, Microbotryomycetes, Sporidiobolales, Sporidiobolaceae. The transcript has 6 exons.
AUGCCAGACUACCCCUAUCUGGAAGGCAACGCAAGCCUAAUCGCCUCGCUCAAGCUCCAGCCACAUCCCGAGGGCGGCUUCUUCGCAGAAACUGUUCGAACGGACCAGAAGAUCGCCUCUGAGUUCGCGGAUGGAAAGCAGCGAAACCUCGCGACGCAAAUCUACUACCUUUUGACACCCGACUCGCCGAAAGGCAAGAUGCACAUGAACAAGUCUGUGACCUUCCACGCGCUUCACGCUGGUCGCGCUCUGUACACCCUCGUCAAGCCCCUUCCUCCCAACAGUCCCACCGGCGCUGAGCCCGAGAUCAAGCACGUCGUGAUGGGCUCCGACGCGUCCAAGGGCGAAGUACGGCAGUUGUUCGUCGAGGGUGGAUGGUGGAAAGCAAGUGAGAUCCCAGAGGAGGAUCUGAAGGUUGGCGAGGAGGAUAAGGAGCAUACUGGCUGCUUGAUCUCCGAGGUGGUCGUGCCAGGAUUCGACUUCGGAGACCACAAGUUCUUGAGCAAGCAAGAGCUCCUGUCGCUCUUCAACGGUGACGAGCAAGCUGAUGGCGUCCAGAAGCUCUUGCCGUACGUUAGGGAAGAUUGA